This is a messenger RNA of Cutaneotrichosporon cavernicola, 351 nucleotides long. RefSeq lists its product as uncharacterized. NCBI's taxonomy places the organism in Eukaryota, Fungi, Basidiomycota, Tremellomycetes, Trichosporonales, Trichosporonaceae. The record is from RefSeq and is a predicted model, not a curated record. Bases 1 to 351 code for a protein of 116 amino acids. The transcript has 2 exons.
AUGCCCCUCUACGUCUGCUACUGCCCCGACUACUCUGACAACCUCGAGACGCGCCUGAGCGUGCGUGAGGCUCACCUCGCGGCUGCGGCAGAGGACAAGAAGACGGGUGCUAGCGUCUUCGGCCGCGCGUUCCUCGACGACUCGGUGGCCACCAAGGAGGCCGGGAAGCCGGCCGACCAGCUUCCCGGCAUGGCGGGGAGCGUCAUGAUCCUCCGCUUCCCGACGAUCGACGAGGCGUGGGCACGCAUCAAGGCUGACAAGUACUGGACCGCCGGGGUGUGGGACAAGGAAAAGGUGGUUGUGCGCGAGAUCAUUGGCGCGCCAGUCGACGACACAAUCAAGAUCCAGUAG